Molecule: messenger RNA, 1397 nt
Organism: Nestor notabilis (Kea)
Lineage: Eukaryota; Metazoa; Chordata; Aves; Psittaciformes; Psittacidae
Gene: SH3YL1
Product: SH3 and SYLF domain containing 1
Exons: 12
Cellular component (GO): ruffle membrane
Molecular function (GO): phosphatidylinositol binding
Source: RefSeq, a predicted model, not a curated record
AUGUUGUGGCAUGUAGUGCAUCCUCCAAGAAGAAAUUUCAGAGGUGUCAAAUAUGGUGUUGGCCUCACCAGGCUGCUGGUGAACUUAAGCACACGCAAGCGCUUUGUUUUCCAGAAGAGCUUGAGUGUUGGGGUUUUUUUGUACAUGGCUUCACCUGUAGGGUUAUCUAUGUACCUGGCUGUGUUCUGCCUCGCUGGCUCUGCAGUGGCAAGCACUCCGCUGUCUCACAGGCCUGCUUGCUGGUGUGAGGAGUGCAAGGUGGUGGACCCUGAAGGGGGCCAUGGCACUGCUCAGUUGUUAGAUGUGGGCUCAGCAAAGGAGGGAAGGGUGGAGUGCCUUGAGGUGUCGAUAGGGGAAGCAGAUUCACCACCAACAACUUUCUAUGCAUUUGUGGGUCAGGGGAGAUUGAAGCUGGAUAUAGAAGCGGAUGCUUUGAAAGACCAUUCUGGAGGUCUUCUAAACCCCAGUAUCUGUGUGUUGAAUAACCCUAUACCUUCCAACCUGAAGUCAGAAGCUAAAAAGGCAGCUAAAAUUUUGCGAGAAUUUACUGAAAUAACUUCCAGAAAUGGACCUGAUAAAAUCAUACCUCCUCAUGUAAUAGCUAAGGCCAAAGGCCUUGCAGUUUUGUCUGUUAUCAAAGCUGGAUUUUUGGUGACUGCUCGAGGUGGAAGUGGAAUUGUAUUAGCUCGUCUUCCUAAUGGAACCUGGUCUGCUCCUUCUGCAAUAGGAAUUGCUGGCCUUGGUGGUGGAUUUGAAAUUGGAAUUGAGGUUUCAGAUUUAGUGAUAAUACUGAAUCAUGAAAGAGCAGUAGAAGCUUUUGCCAAAGGAGGUAAUCUUACACUUGGAGGAAAUCUUACUGUGGCAAUUGGACCUCUGGGGAGAAACUUAGAAGGGGACGUUGCCCUCAGAAGUUCCGCAGCUGUCUAUACAUACUGCAAAUCUCGAGGUCUGUUUGCAGGUGUAUCCCUGGAAGGAACCUGUUUAAUUGAAAGGAAAGAAACAAAUCGCAAGUUUUAUGGGCAGGAUAUUCGUGCUAGUGCCAUCUUGCUUGGUGAUGUGCCUUUUCCUGCACAAGCAGAAGAUCUUUAUGAAAUUCUAGCAUCCUUCACUGAAGUAUAUGAAAAUGAAGAGCAAAAAAAUAAUCCAGGAAAAGCUGUAAAUGACCCACCUGCUCAACCAUCACUGAGACCUGAACCACCUAAACCCACUGUUAGACCAACACCACCAGCUAAAAAGAAUACAAACAAACUUUAUCCUGAGCUUCCAAAUGAUUAUGCCUCUGUGGGUAAUCAGCUCGAAAAAUUAACUGAAAGCAGUAAAACUGCUUUACAUUACCACCUAAUUGAUAUGAAAAAGAAAGCUGAUGCAACAAGCUUGUGUCCAAGUCCUUAUGCAAG